Fusarium keratoplasticum is the source of this 1041-nucleotide messenger RNA. Its product is annotated as NAD(P)-binding protein. NCBI's taxonomy places the organism in Eukaryota, Fungi, Ascomycota, Sordariomycetes, Hypocreales, Nectriaceae. The record is from RefSeq and is a predicted model, not a curated record. The coding region runs from base 1 to 1041 and encodes 346 amino acids. Gene Ontology annotation, molecular function: oxidoreductase activity. The transcript has 2 exons.
AUGGCUACUCAGAAAGUCUUUCGUCUCCCCAAGCGCACCUCUAUUCAUGACCUCGAGGUCAACACCGAGCCGGUGCCCGAGCCUGCUUCUCAAGAAGUCCUCAUCCGGAUCCGAAACGUCGCCCUCAACUUCCGCGACUUUGCCGUCGCCACGGGAAAAUAUCCUUUCCCCGUCAAGGACAAUGUCAUACCCUGCUCUGACUUGUCCGGUGACGUCGUCAGUGUCGGAGAUCGAGUCGAAGGAUUCUCCAAGGGAGAUAGAGUCAUCGCUUCCUUCGACCUUAACACCUUGUAUGGGGCCAUGCAGGACUGGCACCAUAGCCUAGGCGGCUGCUAUGAUGGCGUGCUCCGGCAAUUCAUAGCAUUGCCUAGUUCUGCCCUGGUCAAGGUACCGUCGGAUACGCAGCUGAGCUAUGCACAGCUAUCUGCUCUCGUCUGCACAGGAACGACCGCAUGGAACGCGUUAUAUGGCAAUGUCGCUCUCAAGCCUGGCCAAACAGUUCUAUUCCUCGGCACCGGAGGUGUUUCCACCACUGGUCUCAUGCUGGCCAAGGCAGCUGGCGCCAUCACAAUCAUUACUUCCUCGUCAGAUGCCAAACUCAAACAUGUCCAAGAGACUUAUGGCGCUGAUUUCGUCAUCAACUAUCAAUCGACUCCUGAUUGGUCGCAAGAGGUUCUCAGAAUCACCAGCGGUCGCGGUGCGGAUUUUAUCUUUGAGAACGGUGGUGCCGGGACCAUCAAGCAGAGCAUCAGUGCGGUGGCUUAUGGCGGAUCUAUUGCCGUGAUUGGCUUUCUCUCUUCGUGCCCGCAGGAGGAAAUGCCUGACGUGGCAGCCCUUGCUUUGUCCAAGGGAGCGGUGGUGCGCGGGAUCAUGGUAGGAUCUAAGCAGCACUUGGAAGAUGUUGCACGGUUCGUGGCAUCCAAGAACCUAAAGGUUCCCGUGGAGAAAGAGUUUGGGUUUACGAGAGAUGAAGUUAUCGCUGCUCUGGAAUACAUGGUUAGCGGACAGCACGUUGGCAAGAUCUGCAUCAGGGUGGACUAG